This is a messenger RNA of Nothobranchius furzeri (turquoise killifish), 3208 nucleotides long. RefSeq names its product retinoic acid induced 2 (gene rai2). Gene Ontology annotation, biological process: animal organ development. The record is from RefSeq and is a predicted model, not a curated record. Gene Ontology annotation, cellular component: nucleus. Lineage: Eukaryota; Metazoa; Chordata; Actinopteri; Cyprinodontiformes; Nothobranchiidae.
CCUUUGUGGGGAGGACAGGAGGAGGAGAGCGGGAUGCGCGCGCAGCUUCAGGCUGUCGCUUCGACGGAACCGCAGCGAACAGAUAAAAAUCGAGUUUUUCUAUUUAAUUUUAGAAUUGCGCCUUUUGUGUUGCUGCUGUCGGAAAGCACCGGUCUGAGGAGAGGUGUGCGAAAGCGCUAGGCUGUUCGGGAGGGAUCCUACGAGAGUAAUGGAAGAGUCCUCAGACUAAACACUCGAUGAUAUUUAUCAACUUUUCUGGCUGAAUCAUGGAAGGAAGUGAUGAUGUGCGCCCAAACGUAACACAAGCUCAGAAUGCCGUGUGCGGCCCAGAGCAGGGAGGAGGGGAAGUGGUCGGUAAGGUGGAAGAUGGAGGAAACCAGCCGAAUGCUGAUUCUUGUGGCAGCAGCGUAGCGGGACUGAACAAAGAGGGGCUGUCUAACCACGUGGACAAUCCUGCUCCAUCUCUGUUGAGUCCCACCGCUGAGACUCCAGGGGGGGUGGCUCUCAAAGUAGCUACGACUGUCCUUCACCCCGUGUGUCUGGGAGAGAGUCCGCUGAUGCUGCCUAUCCACCUCCAGAUGGCCGGAGCAGCCGGGCCUCAGCUCGGACAGAUAGGGGCAGCGCCGUACUUGAUAACGAGCCAAAGCCCAGUUUCACUGCCGCUGGUUUUGGACCAGCAGGUCAUCCAACACAUGAGUCCCCCGGUGCUCCCUCAGAACACUGCCUGCUCUCAGCUGCCCCUCCAGAACAACAUCCUGUGUCAGAAUCUGUUUGGUCUACCUCCAGCUGUUGACCCAAAGGUAGCGGGGCAGGCUCAGGAGGCCAACCUGCUCUCUCUCCUGCAGAAUCCAGGUUUUGCAGCCAUCUUGCAGGACCUCUUUCCUCCUCAGGCAGGUUCAUCAACCUGUCAGUCUCCAGGCUCAGCCUUCUUCCCCUUCCCUCCCCUCACUCCUUCCUACUCCUCCUCUCUGGCACCGCUGGUACCUCCUGCUACAAUUCUGGUCCCCUAUCCUGUCAUCAUUCCCCUACCCGUUCCUCUGCCCAUCCCACUCCCCAUCCCCAUCCCCGUCCCUCAGACUGAGGACUCGAAGGGGACCAUGCCAAAACCAGUUUGCACUGUGAGUAAAAGCACUCAGACAUCAUCUAAAGAUACUACCUCUCCCUCAUCAUCUACAAGGAAGUGCACGUCUCCUUUCCAGCCCCAAAACGGGUCCCCGUCCUCUCUGCCUCUAGAGGAGGGACAUGUGCUGGACCUCUCCGUCAGGGCAUGUCCAAUAGAACUGAAACAAGAAUAUCCCAGUCCACAGCAGGACAGUGUGCUGGACUUGUCCGUGCCCAGUGUGAGAAAGUUGUGCGUCCCGUCAGAAAGACAAGCGGCUUUAGAGUCGGGCCAAGAUCCAAAUAGCUCUGCAUUGUCUCUGGGUGUUGAAUGUUCUCAGAGUUUAGACUCCAAACUCCUGGGCAGCCUGACCUCGCUGGAGUUCAGCCGGCAGCACAAGUGGCUGUUGGACACCAGCGUGGCUGGCUCCAGCUCUCUGGGUCAGGAGGCGUCUCUGAGCGGAGCUGGAAACCUGGAGAUAGUCAGCACCUCUCAGACGGCCAAGGUUAUUGUCUCUGUGAAGGACGCCAUCCCUGCUAUCCUCUGUGGAAAAAUCAAAGGCCUCUCAGGAGUCUCCACCAAGAACUUCUCCAUCAAGCGGGAUGGCAGCCAGGGGUCGCUGCAGCAGCUCUACGGGAUGCCGUCAGUGUCUCAUGGGGACCAAGACCCCAACAACCCUCAUAAAAAGGUCUCCAAAAACAGAGGUAUCAAACUCAAGAAGGUCAGCUCACAGGAGAUCCACUUCCUACCCAUUAAGAAGCAGAGACUGGCGGCACUGCUGCCCAGGAAGUGAGAAGACUCACCGGGGCUUAAUGACUCCACAGAUGUCCCUAGAUGGUGUAACAUUACACACAAGUGGGGACAUUCUGUAAUCAAACAUUGUUGAGUCCAAUCUGAGGGCAGAGGCUGAUGAAAGUCUCUGUGGAGAAGAGGAAAGGCCCGGCUCCUCUGAAGGAGCGUGCAAGCCCAAACUACAGCAGAACCGGCUGUCAGGGUUGUCUGCAGCAGCUCAGUUAGACGCGUCUUUGUCUCCGUAAACCAGCUGGUUUAUGUUUCUGUUCCUUCAGCCUGCCUCGCAGGUCUGCUUCCUCAUGAAUGUGAUUUUCUUUACAGCUGAGCUAGCGUGGUGUGUGUGCUCGGCUAACGUGACCGAGACUGUUUGAACAUGUCACUGGAACCUCCAGCGGCUAACUGGUGGUGGUUGGGGUUUUUAGCUUGACAGGCUAAUGUUGAGUUGGCCACAGCUUCAUCGAACCAAUGCCGGCAGCAGCUGAUGCUCGCAACAAGAGACCGUACACUCUUACUUGGUUAUGAAGCGAGACUUUUAACGGUUUUCAGAUUGGAAGCGAGCUCUGCGAGUUUACUUAAGCAGGGAGACUAAGACUUAACUAGCCAAAGCUGGUGAAACCGCGUCUAAAAUCCUGACAGUCCCACUGUUUGUAUCAACUGAUCAACUUUUACCGUUACGUUUUACACCCGUGAUGUUUAUGUAGGUAUUCUGUGUGUAAUUAGACUGUUAGUAGAUGUGAUCAGCCUCUCCCUCCUUCAUCAGAUCCAAAGUUGUGUGUUUGUGCAUCUGAGUGCACUUUGUCAUAGUUUAGUCGUGUACAUGAAGACGUAACAGCAGUCGUGUGCAGACGGUCUGGGUGAGCAGACGUGGAAAAUACCUCGGAGCUCCAGCUUUUCAUCUUUUUUUAAAAUGUCUCCAUCAAUCCCAGAACAUCUGAACUGGUGCCGGCAUUCCUUUUGAGUUGAGCAGGUUGAUCACUUUACGUGGACUGCACCUCCCUCUAAUUUAUUACCUGUGCACCUUUUUAUUUAUGCAGUGUCACCUGUCACAGGUGGAUGAUUCCUGUCAUUAACAUAAAGCACUCCCAGCAUCUGAAAGCUGUUUAAUUUAAAACCACAGAUUAAAUCAUGCUUGUAUUUAAAUAUUUGCUAAGUGUAGUGUGUGUGUGUGCGCGCGUGUGUGUGCGUGCUUUUUUAUAUUGAAGUGAAAUCUAAUGUCGAAGUCCAGAUCUGCUUGUUAUCUGCUGGUUAUUUUAUUGAAAUUAAACUGGUUUGAUUUAUUUAUACAUUGUUUUUCCAUUAAAAUAGUUUGGAUUUUGA